GCAGGACUUUACGGCUAGGACGGACAGGGUCUAGCGAUCCUGAGGCGCUCUGGGUCACGAAGGGCGAGUCAGAUAGAGAGGGACGCAGGGCUCAACGAGGGGAGAAGGCUUGGAGCUCUUUAGGACACGAGCCCCGCGGCGUUACGCGUGGGGGCGGGGUUUCGCGCCGUCUGGGCGGACGCUGAGGCGAGAGGCUGAGCAAGCGCGCGCGCUGCAAGAUGGCGGCGGCCGGUACGGCAGCGCCGGCCGGGAAUGUGUUCCCGUUCCGCGACUCCCGCGCCACGCCAGAUCCAGUGCUGGAGGCCGGCCCGGUGGCACACGGGCCACUGCCGGUGCCACUGGUGCUGGACAAUGGGUCGUUCCAGGCCCGCGCCGGCUGGGCUUGCCCCGGGCCGGACCCAGGCCCCGAGCCGCGCCUCCAGUUCCGCGCCGUGUGCGCCCGCGGGCGUGGCGCGGCUCGGGGCGGGGCGGGUCCGCAGGUGGGCAACGCGCUGGGCAGCCUGGAGCCCCUGCGCUGGAUGCUGCGCUCGCCGUUCGACCGUAAUGUGCCGGUAAACCUGGAGCUGCAGGAGCUACUGUUUGACUACAGCUUUCAGCACCUGGGUGUCUCCUCACAGGGCUGUGUUGAUCAUCCCAUAGUUUUGACAGAAGCUGUGUGCAACCCACUGUAUUCACGACAAAUGAUGUCUGAGCUCCUUUUUGAAUGCUACGGGAUUCCGAAGGUUGCCUACGGUAUAGACAGCCUGUUCAGCUUCUACCACAAUAAGGCAAAGAAUUUGAUUUCCAGUGGGCUCAUCAUUUCAUCUGGAUACCAGUGUACACAUAUUUUACCCAUCUUAGAAGGGAGGUUAGACGCUAGAAAUUGUAAACGCAUCAAUCUGGGAGGAAGCCAAGCAGCUGGCUACCUCCAGCGUCUCCUGCAGCUGAAGUAUCCUGGGCACCUGGCAGCUAUCACUCUCAGCCGCAUGGAGGAGAUCCUGCAUGAGCACAGCUAUAUCGCUGAGGAUUACGUGGAAGAAUUGCAGAAAUGGCGGUGCCCUGAUUAUUAUGAAAACAACGUCCACAAGAUGCAGCUCCCAUUUUCCAAUAAGCUCCUCGGCAGCACUCUGACCGCUGAGGAGAAGCAGGAAAGGCGGCAGCAGCAGCUGCGACGGCUGCAGGAGCUCAACGCCCGUCGGCGGGAGGAGAAGCUGCAGCUGGAUCAGGAGCGGCUGGACAGACUGCUGUAUGUGCAGGAACUUCUAGAGGAUGGCCAGAUGGACCAGUUCCACAAAGCCCUGAUAGAGCUGAACAUGGACUCCCCAGAAGAGCUGCAGUCCUACAUCCACAAGCUCAGUUCGGCAGUGGAGCAAGCUAAGCAGAAAAUCCUUCAAUCAGAAGUCACCCUCGAGGUGGAUGUGGUGGACAGCAAGCCAGAGACUCCUGAGCUGGAGCCACUAGAACCGUCUCUGGAAGAUGUGGAAAGCAUCAAUGACUUUGAACCCUUGUUUUCAGAGGAAGCGCCUGAAGUGGAGAAGCCAGUCCCCACCAUCCAGCCCGUGUUUAACUUGGCAGCAUAUCAUCAGCUGUUUGUUGGGACAGAAAGAAUUCGAGCUCCAGAAAUUAUCUUCCAGCCGUCUCUAAUAGGCGAAGAGCAGGCUGGGAUAGCAGAGACCCUUCAGUACAUUCUGGACAGGUACCCAAAGGACGUUCAGGAGAUGCUGGUUCAGAACGUUUUCCUCACUGGCGGGAAUAUGAUGUAUCCUGGGAUGAAAGUUAGAAUUGAGAAGGAGCUGUUGGAGAUGAGACCCUUUCAGUCAUCUUUUCAGGUGCAGCUUGCCUCUAACCCCGUGCUGGACGCCUGGUACGGUGCUCGGGAUUGGGCCUUGGACCACCUAGACGACGAUGCAGUCUGGGUCACCCGGAAGGAUUAUGAAGAGAAAGGAGGAGAAUACCUGAAGGAGCACUGUGCUUCCAACGUCUACGUCCCCAUCCGCCUGCCAAAGCAGGCUGCACGCUCCUCCGACGCCCAGGCAUCUGGCAAAGGCUCCGCGGCUGGUGGAGGUGGUGCUGGCGAGCAGGCGUAGCAAAGGGCCCCUCCACGACCGUGUCGCCAUGGUGACAGGACAGUGACUGUCCUGGACCUCUAACUCUGACCCAAGCGACAGUGGGCUGCGAGCUGGAGUUCUCCUGGGGGCACAGUGAAGGGGCACCAGGAGUUACUCUUCAGAGCUGUGUCCAUCUGCGGGCGGCUUCUGCAGUGAAGAACUUUCGGUGACCUGCCCGCGUCUCUGUUGGACUGGGGAUGAGCUGUGGCCUCAGCUUCCUGCAUCAGUAAAUGAAGACAGAGUGGAGGGCAGAGAUGUACAAAAUACACAGGGCUUCUUUCUUACUGCAUUUUGAAGCCUUUUUUGUUGUUUUUGUAAAAUUUGUAUUGUCAGUGUAGAUAUUCUAAAUUUGUUCAGAAAUUGUGUGAAUGCCCAGCAGAUGGAAGUCUUUCACAUACAUAUGAAAAGGAAAUGUUUAUGUAAUAAGAACAAUCGCCCACAAAACCUCAGGAGCUGGAAGCGUUUCCCUCCUCCUGUCACUUUCUGUUACAAAUGAGAUAAAAGGACCCAAAGAGGGGAACUAAGUUGUACAAAAUCACUCUGUUAGGGGCCUGCUCAGUGCCCACUUCUGAAUGGGCAGAAGUAGGACUUGGGCCCCACUUUUAUUCAUACUUCCUUUGCUGGGAACUUUUCCACCAUAUGAGGCCUUCCUACAAAUUCUUUUUUAAAGUUUUUGUCCCUGUGCGUUUGUUGGCUGCUUAAGUUUUUCAACCCUUUCUAAAGAAAGAAAUAGACUGGAGCAGGUUACCCCUGUCGCCUUUUCACUUUUGCCAUAACCUCACAUGCCCUGCGCCUUUGUGGCUUCGUCUUAAAUGGACAAGUGACCCCUCUCUUUUACAGAGAUCGCUUAGAGUUUUAACUCUCCAACACACCAAAUUGAGCCCUGAAGGCCCCUGAGAUGCUAGUGUCCCAUCACAGCAUCCAUACGUUUAAAUCCCAUGGAACCUCUAGCUCUGAUGCCUCUGUCGAGGCCACCUCAGAAUCUGUCUGCUCAGACAGCGUACCAAGGGUGACGGGUCGCCUGGAUCUCCAGCUCUCAAGGCCUUAGAAACUGAAAACCAGCAGAGGGGUGGUGGUAGUGGUGAGGGGAGAAGAAUCAAGCCAACCCAAGAGCUCCCGAAGCUUUGUCAGCCAGCCGUUGGCCGUCCACGGUUGGGCCCGAGGACUGAUGAGGUGGUGAUCAGCAUGAACUCCUAAGAAAGGGUAGCUGCGAGGUAGGCAGGACCAACCUCCACCCGAGAAAACUUUUCACAUCACGUUUCCAGGAAGAGGAACCACGUUAACUGCUCUUAGGGAGGCUUUUUCCCAUAGUCAACAGUUUAAACAGCCUGAACAGCAGUGGUGAGAGCAAGGCUGCCAUGGAGCGCCAGCUGUCCUGGGGAAGGACACAUCGUGGUCAAACAGCACAGUGUUAAGUGCGCCUGGUCAGGGCUCCCUGGAGACUGGCGCUGCAGAGGAGGUGUGGGCUGUGUGAGGCUCAGGCCAAGGGCGGAGCCUUGGGCCGUCCCUCCGGUCUCCUCUCUGACCCCUCACGUUAAGCAUGACCUCUCAGGUCACCUUUGCCUGUGCAGUUCUCUUCAGGGAGUCGACUCUUCCUUUCCAGCGCACUAGUCAGAAGUUUGCUACCCUGGGGUUCUCUCUGCCCCAGGAUGGUCUCUUCUAAACUGUAGAGGCUUCCGCAGGAGCAGGAAGUGCGUUUCACUCAGUGUGGAGUAUCGGCCGUGCAGUGCUAGAGGGCUCACAGGAGUGUUCGUGAAUGACUAAGUCUGUGAACAAAGAAAUUUGAGAGUAGUGUCAUUACGAGUGCACACCGAACUUCCCCUCAGCCAGGAAGCCCUACUUACGGAGACAUCUUAAUGUCCCCACUCUGACCCUGCCAUGACCGUGGAGAGAAGGUGGAUAAGAGUGUAGCUGAAUGUUCUGGGGGCAGCGGCGAAGGAAUGGACUCCCAUAGCCCAGCUUAGGGCUCUUGUCUGUGGUGGUGUGGCAGGAGAGGAGAUGGCCCAGGGUUAGGAGAGGCUUGUGGGUCUUCGAACCACUCAGGUCUGGGUUUGUGUCAGGGCAGCUCUGAAGGUUGGGCGGCCACCGAGGGUGAUCAGGGCCCCAGUCUUUGGCUAAGAUGUGGUAGAGGUGUUCCCCCCACUGCCACUUAGGCUGCCUCUGCCUCCUGCUGGCACCUCUGGAAAUAAACAGUUUUGUCAAAAGAACAAAGAAGGUAAAAAGGUAUGAAGAAGAAGAAGUUAAAAGAGUGAAAUAAGGGUUAAAAUAUGGGCAAAGAAGGCUACACUACACCAAGAAAUGGAGAAACCAAAUUCAUACCAAUACAGGAUGCAAAGAUGAUUUUACGCCCGUGUAAGGGAUUAAGUGGAUACAACUAAGUCUGUUGUGGUUAACUUUGUGGUUAAAUCAUUGCAAGAAAGUUAGAGAAUGCUAGAACAGGAUUAAAAGGCCUAGGUAGACAGACUGGCCGUUUACUAAAUACACUUUCCUCUGGGACACAGAGCUGCACAUUUCCCAGCCUCCUUUGCAGUUACACGUGGCCAUUUGAGUUCUGGCCCGUGGAAGGUGAGCAGAAGAGUAGGUGCCACUUCCAGGGCUGGCUUCUGUAAACCUCCCAUAAGAACACCUCUCCUCUGUCCCUGACCCCUGGCUGAGUGGCAGCAGUCUAAGGACCAUGGGGCCAUAAACGGGAAGGAGCCGAGUCCUUAAAUGACUGCUUGGAGCAGAGGCCCUGUGGAUUGUUUGCUGAGAGAAAUAAACUCUUACUGUGUUAAGUAAGGUACUGAGAGCUUUGGCCUUUAGGGUGGGCCCUGAACCUCAUGACUGGUGUCCUUGUAAAAGAUUUGACACAGGGAAGAAGGCGUGUGAAGACAGGCAGAGAUUGGAGCGAUGCAGCCACAAGCCAAGAAAUGCCAGGAGCCACCAGCAGUUGGAAGAGGCCAGGAAGGAUUCUCCCCAGAGGCUUCAUAGGGAACAUGGCCCUGGUGACACCUUGAUUUGGUAUUCAGAGCUGCGAGAGAGUACAUUUCUGUUCUUUUAGGCACCACGUUGAUGGUAAUUUGUUACAACUGCCCUAGGAAACACAGAUGGCCACGUUAGUCUGGAAUGAAUAUGAAUAUGGGUGAGAAGUGGUUGAGCCAUGGAGAAGCAAAUAACUUGCCCAUAAGAUGGAGGAGUCUUAGCAAUAUCAGCACCUGGACAACAAGAGAGGUUUGCCCCCAGGUAAGCUGGCACUGGCAGUGAAGGAGUAGAGAGGAAGGGAUUUGAAACAUGCACAGGACCAGAGCUGACGGUCUUGGAGAACCACCCAUUCUGAGGUGAGGGAGGCACCUCUGAGGCCAGAGGUGGUGUAAGGAGAAGCACGGGAGGGGCUGGCAAUAGACUUACUAAAGCAGCAGGAUCCGAGGAAGCCUGCCCACGAACACGCCAAAUUUACAGCAUCUGUCUCACUAGCACCAGGAGGGAGAACCCUAGGGAAACGUGGAAGACCACCUAAACCCUCUCCCUGCCCCACUCUUGAUUCAUAUCCUGCUAAUAGUUGUGUAGGUAAAUCUAACAUGCUCAAAUACGAACAUUAAUAAAAGAAAACCAGCAUCUUGAUGGGGAUACGGUAGGAAAAGAUCAAAAGUGGAAAAUUUAAAUUCAACUUCAGUAGAUAAAACAUACUAAGCUAUUAUAGGCCAGAAGAAAAUUGUAAUGAACAUUCCAACAUGAAUUAAAAAUAGACAAGCAAAUGCAGUGUGAUACACACAAAGCAAGUGAAAUUUAGAGGUGACCAAACAGCAGGUAGAAGUGAAAUGGGAAUGGACAGGACUUAAGAAAGAAAUUGAAUGAAACGGAAAAAUUAUCUCGGAAACCUACACUCAAGAUGCACAAAGGGAAGAUAUUCAACUGAAAGAGAAAAAAAUGAUAGGAAAAGAGACCAAGGAAAUUAAUCAAAUUGAAUAUAGUUGAAAAUUUAACUAUAAUUGAAUUUCAUAUUGAGAGGCAUUGACGCAAGACAAUGGAACAACAAAUGAAACUUACCAAGGUAAUUCAAUAAAACUUUACUCCCCUGAAAAGAAAACCCUUGAAUAUAAACACUGUGAAGACACACUGUGUGCAGGCUUGGGAAACUGACUCAGAAGUGUCAACUCUAAGAACGAUCCUACUAAAAUUAUGUCAACUCUAAGAAAGAACUUAGUAAACAAAAGGACUCUUCUGGGGUCUCAGGCAAAAAGACAAAUGGCUUACACAAUAAAAGAAUUAGAUAUCAUCAGACUUUUUAACAGCAAACUAUAAUACUAGAAAGAAAAUUGAAUAAUUAGAAAAAAAAUGGUAAGUGUUGGAGGAGGUCAUAGAGAGGAUGGGACCACCAGUUGACCUUCAAGCUAGACCUCUGUCCAUUCCCAUAGCCAGAGUUUCAAGGAUGCAGCCUUGUAAUAGUAUCUUAAGUCAGCUUAGCUAUGGUACUGACCAUCUUGUUUUCUCAUUCCUCAGUGGGCAUGCCCCAACCUGGACAAGUUCUGGAAACUUGUAGCUUUAGUUGUGGGGGUGCAGGCCAUUCCCAAUUUGGGACACUGGAGCAGUAUUUGGACUGGGUUUCAUUAUAAGUAUUAAAUCUGAAAGGACCGGCACUACCCAUGUCCUGAUCACUCUUCUCAGUAAAGGGCUUUCCAAGAGUGUGAACUAAGUCCUUUUGUUGAUAGUCUGUCAGCCCUUGUCAUAGGCAUUCCUUUUAGCCACUGUGCGAGACAGAACACCCAAAUGCUAAGUAUACAGAUAAGAAUCUGAAUAAACCUGAGCAGAAUAUUUACAAAGUCCCCCUCCCCCAAGGAGGAGGAGGAUCUGCCUUCUUUUUCUUGGCAACUUUUCUGACAUACUGGGUCUGACAAUAGGAAAGGUCUUAGGAGAUGAUUGAGAUACACUGGGAAAUUGGAGGACCUACCAAUGACACCCAGUGAAUUCUAGCAUCCCCUCUGUGCUGCAAAGCCUCUGUGUGGACAGGGUGCGUGAACUGAUCAUUUGGUGCCACCUAGCGGCUCGACAUGGAUGCACAUCUCCCAAAGGUUCUUUUCUGAAUUGGGGGCUGAUUUUGGAGAAGGACCAAAUUUUAAAAAGCUUCCAGAGGAGCAUGGUUGGGUGAAGCAAGGAGGAGCAGAGGUGUAUCUUGGAAACGUGAAGGACCUUGGCUUUGGCUCCUUGUCAACUCUGGAAGCAGACUCUUAAAACCUCAUUGCCCUUUUCUUUUCCGUAUUCUGACUUUGAGCCUCUCAGGCUUGCUCUUCUCGCUCCCAGCUAUUUAAUGGGAGUCUAGGGCUUGAUCUUGAGAAUGGAGCGCCUCCUGGUCGACAAUUCCUAGUGAAGAAAAUCUCAGAAAAGAUGUUGCCUUUCCCCCUGCAAGUUUGGAAAAGCAAACACUACUGAGAGCAGCAGAAAGCUGGUUCAAAUAGCUUGUUCUGAUAAAAUGCGGCUCUCAUCCUGCUCUGAUUUUGGCUGCAUAUGUUACAUGUAACAAAGGACUCUUAAGUCACCUGAGUUUCAGAGAAAUGUAAUCGUGGUUUAAAAAAAAAUCUUUAAAAAAUUGAUAUCUUUAAAAUUGUUUAAAUCCCUUAAAAAAUUUUAGUAGCUUUCCUUAAUUAUAUGUUGCCCUAGUAAUAACGUUUCAUUUGACAUCAUUAUUUUUAAAAAUGAAGGUACAGUGGUUUGUGAGUUGUCUGUAUCGGCCAGAAGAGCUUUGUAAUUUCCUCCUCCUCUCACCUAUGAUUAAGAUUUUAAAGGAACAAUACAUGCUUUGUAUAUGUGGGUUUGGACUCGUGUAUAUGUUAUACACAAUUAUAAAACAAACAAAUUUUAAUGACUAUAAGAGCAAAAUCCUUACAAAUCAAAAGCAAAGUAAAACGAACCUAGUUAUUUAACAAGUUGGUGGCUUAUACAGAGAAGUCUUAUUUUAAGUCUUUAAUUAGAUGACUUUAGUUGGGUAGCUUUAUUGUAAGUGACUUUUUAUAGUAGUAAGGGGAAAAAAUGGUAGUUGAAUGUACAUCUUUAGUGGGUAUAGUCUAAGAACAAAAAAACUGCAAAUCUUACUGUUUUCAGUAAUUAUGUUAGUAAUAGCAUUGGUAUGGUUACCCUGAAGAUAUAAAUAUGUAAAUAUGUUAAUGUUUGGAACCAAGAUUUUCAGCAUGAGAUACAAGAUAUAAAAAUAUAAAAUCAAAAUAUUAAAAGUCCUGUAAUGCUAAAUUUUAAUCUCAAAUAUCAGUAUGAUGUAUUUUCUCUCUAGAAUUAUUAACUUCUUAGCUGAAGUACAAUCUAGAAAUAAUGAACAGCCCCGUGUCAAGGAACACCCCUAGUGUAACUUCUCAAAUACCAUUUCUCAUUGAAAGCAACCAGGGCUCCUUGGAGAAAUGGCUAAUUCCAGUUCUGGGGCAGGAAAUAAUACAAGAUGAGCCUGGAAUAUCAUUGCAUCAGAAAGCUAAGACUAUCAAAGACUCUUGAAGACUCCUGGGAUCGUAUCAAAAGUACUCAGGAGCCAACUUGAAAUGACUCCCACUGGCCAAGGAACGGGGCAAUUUGAGCAUCAGAAAGAAUAAAAAGUGAAGGGUAAAAACACAUCAAAUGUUACAAUCUAUAAAUUCAUCAUUGAUUACCUCUGGAGGAACCAGGUCACAGUUUUGAAAACUGAUAAAGGGUAAGAAGCUGACACUGAUCCUGCCUUUCCUGUACCAGCGGUACCCAGGGUAACCAAAUAGAUAAGGGAUUUUUUUCUUUGUAGAGGAUUUUCAGCUAAUACAUGAAGAAGGGAUCAUACUCAUAGAAGACAACAGUUUUCUAACUUCUGAUAAUGGCAAGAGCCAAUAAGCAUCGACGGCCACUAAAAACCACUUGGUGCAAAGCUGAUGGGAAUUUAUAAUGGAUGGAUAUCAUGUGCCUUCUGAUGUGAUAACAUAUGGAACAUCAUCCAUGAAGUGGUUUUACAAAAAAUUUUAACCUGAAUCUGAGAAGCCUCGAGAUUUAACUGCAAGUUCACUGGAAAUAUUGGGGACAGAGAAACAUUGUAUAAGUUAGGGUCCCAACAGGAAGCAGAUGGUGAACUCAGAUUAGGAAAAUUUGAAGAGGGUGUAUGUACAAAGGUGAAGGCAGAGUCUGAAGGGUAGUGCAGGAUCCUAGGAUGAGCAGAAGAGAAGCCUUUGCCAACAAGAGGAAGAGAGAGAUUAUCAGAACCUGGAAGGGGAGGGAGUUCUGUCUUGAGAGAAAGAGUCACCUUCAGUCAAGAGGCACAGUCAGUGGGCGAGGGGUUAUCACUUUGUGAGGGGUGAAAUGUCUAGUGUAUUGUUUAGUACACCUGAAACUAAUUUAAAAAAGAAAGAAGGGAGGGAGGGAGGGAGAGAGGGAGGGAAGACAACCCAGGUCAGCCUUGCAGGAAGGGAGCCAGGGAAAUAAACACUCCGACCUCAUUCUCCUCCCUCUCCCUCCCAUUCCUACCAGGGCUCCCUAUUGGCUAAACCCAACUGAAGCCUCCUGGCAAGACAGCCUGGCUGAUAUAGUCUCCACGGGUCAGCCUCUUGGGGGCAAAGACCAGGGUGGAGAAGGAUGGAAGGGGACCUGAAUGGGGCAAAUGAGUAACGUCUGUCAUGGACAUGACAAACAGCACCGUGGGGAUGCAAUCCACAAAAUCCAGAAAGCAGAAAACUCUCCAGGACAAAACAACCUUCCUUUUUUAUUGCCAAGAGGGGAAAAAAGAGGCAGGGUGGGGGAACCUAUAAAUUAAACCACCUUUUUUCCCUCCCUAACAAAUGAAUUGCAAAGGGGAUAAAAAGGGGGACCUAUAAAUUAAAAGACAUUUGAAACAAAACACAACGUGUAGACCUUGUUUGGAUCCUGAUUCUAGUACAUCAACUGUUAAAAAAAAUCAGGGACAUUUGAAUAUGAUCUAGAUAUUCAAUUAUAUG
Messenger RNA from Rhinolophus ferrumequinum (greater horseshoe bat), 10015 nucleotides. It is a transcript of the gene ACTR5, whose product is annotated as actin related protein 5. The record is from RefSeq and is a predicted model, not a curated record. NCBI's taxonomy places the organism in Eukaryota, Metazoa, Chordata, Mammalia, Chiroptera, Rhinolophidae. Gene Ontology annotation, cellular component: cytoplasm; Ino80 complex. Gene Ontology annotation, biological process: regulation of DNA-templated transcription.